CUCUUUCCACUCAACCCGACCCCACGAUGUCGACGAGCAGCCUCUACGAGCUCCUCGGCGUCCAGGCCGACGCCGACGCCGCCGCCAUCAAGCGGGCGUACCUCAAGGCCGCGCGCGACACGCACCCCGACAAGAAUGGCGGGGACGAGGCGGCGACCGAGCGCUUCCAGCAGGUCGGCCGCGCGUACGCCGUCCUCUCCGACGCCGAGAAGCGCAAGCUGUAUGACGAGACGGGGAUGGUCGACGACGGCAGCGGCGGCGGCGGCGACGCCUCUUACUGGCGCGAGGCGUUCGAGCGGGUGAGCCUCGAGAAGCUGGACGCGCUGGCGGCGAGCUACCGCCACACCGAGGAGGAGGCCGCCGACCUCCGCGCCCACUACAUCGCCGCCAAGGGAGACAUGGGCAAGGUGAUGGACGCGAUGAUGUUCUCGACCGCCGACGACGAGCCGCGCUUUCGCGAGACACUGCGGGGGCUGGUCGAUGCGGGCGAGCUGCGGAUGUACCGCCAGUUUGAGGGCGAGAAGGACAGCAAGCGGCUCCAGCGCGAGCGGCGCGCGGCGAAGGAGGCGGCGGAGGCCGAGGCGGCGGCGGCAGAGCUCGGCCUGAGCGGCGGCGGCGACGACGCGCUCAAGAGUGCGCUGAUGGCGCGUGGCGCGGCGAGGCAGAGCGAGUUUGGCUCGAUGCUGCAGUCGCUGGAGGAGCGGUAUGGCGGCGCGGGAGGCGGCAAGGCGGGCAAGGCGCCAAAGGGCGGCAAGAGCGGCAAACAGCGGGGUGGCUCCGCCUUGCCCGAUGACCCGCUGAGCGACGAAGCCUUCGCCGCGGCGCAGCAGCGAGUGCAAAAGCGCGGCAGGGCGGGACGCUAGUCGCUCUGGGUGAAUGCCGCGCCACGGCGCACAGCAGACUGGCCGGGCCGUGGCGGGUUGACUUGUACCUGUGUUGAGCGUCGAGGCGCGUUCGUAUGGCCGCUCACCCCUUAUACCGUCGGCCACCGCGCGCCGCACGGCACCGGCCCACCGCGCGCGCCCCCGCACCGUGAGACCGUCCCCCGUCCGCCCGCGCACAGAGGUCCAGAGCCGCACACACGAAAUAAGAUGCGUUAUGCACCGUGAUGGCAUAUCUUUG
Messenger RNA from Emiliania huxleyi CCMP1516, 1122 nucleotides. RefSeq lists its product as hypothetical. The record is from RefSeq and is a predicted model, not a curated record. Gene Ontology annotation, molecular function: heat shock protein binding. NCBI's taxonomy places the organism in Eukaryota, Haptophyta, Isochrysidales, Noelaerhabdaceae. The transcript is spliced from 7 exons. Bases 27 to 863 code for a protein of 278 amino acids. Gene Ontology annotation, cellular component: nucleus; cytoplasm.